Messenger RNA from Saprolegnia parasitica CBS 223.65, 669 nucleotides. RefSeq lists its product as hypothetical. The transcript is spliced from 3 exons. Gene Ontology annotation, molecular function: cysteine-type deubiquitinase activity; cysteine-type endopeptidase activity. Lineage: Eukaryota; Oomycota; Saprolegniomycetes; Saprolegniales; Saprolegniaceae. Bases 1 to 669 code for a protein of 222 amino acids. The record is from RefSeq and is a predicted model, not a curated record. Gene Ontology annotation, biological process: protein deubiquitination. Gene Ontology annotation, cellular component: cytosol; nucleus.
AUGGACCUGGACCCUUGUCCCGACACGAGCACGUCGACGCCCGCGCGCGACGACACCCAGACGCGCGCGUGGAACCAGCUGCGCCCAGCGUCGACCACAACGCGAGCCCAGAGCUGCCUGCUCGAGACGCUGUACAUGACGCCCGCGCUCCGCACGCGGCUGUACCAGUCGACAUCCGCAUUCAACGACAGCAGCCCCUGCAGGAACUCCAGCUCCUCUUUGCACGGCUCCAGCUUCGAGUCGCAUGCAAGACCAUCGACACGCCCGCUCUGGCGCAGAGCUUUGGCUGGACGACAAAUGACGUUCUGCAGCAGCACGACGCGCACGAGCCCUACCACGUCCUCUUGGAUGUACUCGACGCUUCUCUCCAAGGCACACCCGACUUGCACUUUAUCGAUGACCUCUACCAAGCGCAGCCUCCUCGACACCUUUCUCGGCCUUUCACUCGGAGUCGCAUCGACGCCGACAAGCGUCGAAGAGGCCAUCACGAGCUUCCUCGCACCCGAGCGCAUUGUCGGCAACCAUCAAUGGCUCUGCGACGUCUGCGGCACCACCCGAGACGCCUUCAAGCGCCUGUCGCUCGUGCAACUCCCGCCUCUUCUUACGCUUCAGCUCAAGCGCUUUGCGUGGGACCACGGCAAUCAAAGUGUCCCAAGUACCUCGACAUGA